Plenodomus lingam JN3 is the source of this 1026-nucleotide messenger RNA. RefSeq lists its product as uncharacterized. Lineage: Eukaryota; Fungi; Ascomycota; Dothideomycetes; Pleosporales; Leptosphaeriaceae. Gene Ontology annotation, molecular function: protein heterodimerization activity; transcription coactivator activity. The record is from RefSeq and is a predicted model, not a curated record. Gene Ontology annotation, cellular component: transcription factor TFIID complex; nucleus. Gene Ontology annotation, biological process: transcription initiation at RNA polymerase II promoter; RNA polymerase II preinitiation complex assembly.
AUGGCGUCACCACCGUCCAUGUCCCAGCUGCACCCCCCACGCAAGCGCGGCAGCAUAUCCUCUCUGUCUGGGGUUUCAAAGAGGCGCAAACCAUCGAAUUUACGCAAUGCAUUCAGCCCCGAUGCUGAGGAUAACCCCUCUGGACAGUUCUCACGGUCACCGUCUCUUGACAGCCUAGCCACGACGUCCGUCAUCAACGGCGCUGGUGGCGGAGGGAAGAAGAAGCGUAAGAAGGGCGGUGAUGUGGGUGAUGGCGCCAGUGUGGCCGGGUCGAGUCUACGUGGAGGAAAGGGAAGAGGUGGGGAAGGAGAAGGAGGAGAAGCAGAAGGCGAAUACGAAGAGGGUGAAGACGAUGACGAAGAUGACAUGGGAGAGGAAAUGGACACAGCCAUCGAAGGCGGGAUGAGUGUUGAAGCGCGGCGGAAACAAGAGAAGGAUCACGAGCGCAUGUUAAUGGACUACAUGACACCCGCGCAAAUAGACCGCUACGCCACCUACCGCCGCAUCCGCCUCAAGCGCGAAACGGUGCGCAAACUCGUCAACCAAACGCUCUCCCAAUCCGUCCCCCAACCUGUCAUCAUCGCCGUAACCUCGUACGCCAAAUCCUUCAUCGGCGAACUUAUCGACCGCGCCCUCACCGUCCGCGACGAAUGGUCCGCCGUCCGCACCCAUCUACCCAACCCAGACCUGCCCCCUCCAAUCCUAAUGCAGAGCCUCCAGCGCCCCUCGGCACACAUCAAGGACGAACGCAAUCGCCCGACAAACACGGACAUUCAGAGUGCAGGCUGGUACCUCAACCAGGUCGAUCGCUCCCAGCCGCUUUGGAAGGAAAUCCCACGCGACGCUUCUCUCCAGGACAGACUCAAGCAGACGGAUAAGGGCCCUCUGACCCCCGCUCAUCUGAGAGAGGCCGUGCGACGGUAUAAGCGGGAUCGUGACGGUGGGGGUGCAGGCUUCGCGGGCAUGAGUCUCGAGGGCGUGGAGAGAACUAUGGCGAGGACGGGUGGGAAGAGAUUGUUUCGUUGA